AUGUCUUCCGACGAAGCGAAGGUAGCAUCAAUCAUUGUCGACAGUUUGUACAAUGCCGGCGUAAGACUCGUCUUCGGCAUUCCAGGUGCCAAGAUUGAUGCAAUAUUCGACACGCUCUCAGAUCAUCCAGAAAUUCAUCUGGUGGUAUGUAGACACGAGCAGAAUGCCGCCAUGAUGGCGCAAGCCGUUGGACGGAUAACUGGCACCCCAGGUGUGUGCAUAGCUACAUCGGGACCUGGAGCAGGAAACCUCACGACCGGUUUACUCACAGCAACCACCGAGGGAGAUCCUGUUGUUGCUCUUGUUGGAUCUGUCCCAAGGGCCAUGAGCUCUAAGCAUACGCAUCAGAGUAUGGCCGCAUUGGAUGUGCUUUCGCCGGUCUCAAAGAAGGCCGUCAACGUCGAUGUCGAAGAUCAAGCCGCGGAGACAAUCCUUGCGGCUUUUCGAAAUGCUUCAACAUCACCCCGAGGAGCUUCGGUCGUUUCAAUACCAAUGGAUGUAGCAGCAGGCAAAUCCUCGAUCAAGGCCUUUCCAUCUGAAGCAUUCCCGUCACCACCACUCGGACCCGCACCAAAAGCUUCCCUCGAGAAAGUUUCUCGGAUGAUUGAGGAAGCAAGACUUCCAGUUCUAUUUUUGGGCAUGCGAGCUUCAAGUAUCAAGGUUGUAACUGCGGUCCGACAGUUCCUAGAGAAACAUCCCAUGCCAGUAGUAGAAACCUUCCAAGCAGCUGGAGCCAUACCCAAAGAACAACGACAUCUCUUCUUCGGUCGUGUUGGUUUAUUCCGAAAUCAGACAGGAGAUCGCCUUCUCGCAAAGUCAGAUCUCAUCCUGACAGUAGGAUACGACCCUACAGAAUAUAAUGCCAACCAAUGGAAUCCUUCUGGAGAUCUCAAGAUCAUUCAUAUGGACUACACAGCCUGCGACUAUGAACAAUAUUAUCGCCCAGCCGUCGAACUUCUUGGUUCACUUGUAGAAAACAUGACCUACCUCAAAGAUUCUCUCAAAUCUGUCACUAAUGCCUCUUCAUCCGAUUUCUGCAAAGGCUUAACCCACGACUUCUUCGCCUGGCAAUCCCGCAAAGAGCUCCGUCGUGAAUCCGGCCUCAUCCAUCCUCUCCACUUCAUCUCCCUCCUCCAAAACAAUGUCUCCAUCGACACGACCGUCAUUUCAGACGUCGGAACCGUUUACAUCUGGAUGAUGCGAUUUUUCUUCUCUUACAAGCCCCGAACUCUCCUCUGCUCCAACGGCCAACAAACCCUUGGUAUCGGCUUGCCUUGGGCAAUCGGUGCAUCUCUCAUCCAAUCACCGCCUUGUUCGCAGAAAGUAGUCUCCAUGAGCGGAGAUGGUGGGUUCAUGUUUUCCUCGCAAGAGCUAUCGACGGCAGUGCUACAGGGUUGCAACAUUACGCAUUUCAUCUGGAAUGAUGAGGCGUAUAACAUGGUAGAAUUUCAAGAAGAGAUGAAGUAUGGAAGAAGUAGUGGGAUCAAGUUGGGGGGUGUUGAUUUUGCGAAGUUCGCCGAGAGUUUUGGGGCGAAGGGUUUCAAGAUCAAUGAUUCUUCCGAGUUGGAAAGUGUGAUGAAGGAGGCUCUGGCCCAUAAAGGCGUUGCCUUAGUGGACGUCAAGAUUGAUUAUACCGAUGUGAGGGAGUUGGCCAAAGAACUGAUCAAGGAGGAUUUCAAUUGA
Molecule: messenger RNA, 1683 nt
Organism: Glarea lozoyensis ATCC 20868
Lineage: Eukaryota; Fungi; Ascomycota; Leotiomycetes; Helotiales; Helotiaceae
Product: thiamine diphosphate-binding fold (THDP-binding)
Exons: 2
Coding region: 1-1683 (560 amino acids)
Biological process (GO): L-valine biosynthetic process; butanediol metabolic process
Cellular component (GO): acetolactate synthase complex
Molecular function (GO): magnesium ion binding; flavin adenine dinucleotide binding; acetolactate synthase activity
Source: RefSeq, a predicted model, not a curated record